Danio aesculapii is the source of this 1811-nucleotide messenger RNA. RefSeq lists its product as uncharacterized. NCBI's taxonomy places the organism in Eukaryota, Metazoa, Chordata, Actinopteri, Cypriniformes, Danionidae. The record is from RefSeq and is a predicted model, not a curated record. The coding region runs from base 192 to 1811 and encodes 539 amino acids. Gene Ontology annotation, molecular function: oxidoreductase activity, acting on metal ions. The transcript has 14 exons.
AAUGAGAAAGUCAUUUACCUUUCCUCUCGUAUCUUUUAUCAGCAAAGCGGUAUACUGUAACAAGGGAUUUUCAUAUCGUUAUUACUAUACUGAAAUCCAUUUGUCGGAGAUACUUUGCUAAAUUAAAAGUGUUUUUAUUUUAUCUGGACUUGAUCACUGUGCUUGUUCUUUGUGAUUUUGGUCCGUUUCAGAUGUCUGCUGCGCGCGCUUUCCUUUUUUUGAUAUUUGGAUUUACCAUGCUGAAGUUCAUCUGCGGUUACAGUGAUGGAAGUUUAUUGAUCAACCAGUGUCAAAAUAUGGAUAUAAUUCAUUCAGGACAACAACCCACAGGACAAGAUUCAAACCCUUUCACCGUCGUUCCAGAUAACGUGACCGUGGGCAGUUUGCAAGUGGGAACGAGCAUAACAGUGACGCUCUCUGCUUCUUCUGGUUCAUUUUUGGGCUUUAUGUUGGAGGCUCGAGAGUGUGAUGAUUGUCCACCUGCUGGUACAUUUAGUUUGCUUGACUCGGCCAACAGUCUGCUCCUCUGUGACGGCCAGGCCGUGGCUCAAACUGACAAUUCAGAUAAAUAUUCACUCCAAGUGACGUGGACGCCUCAAGGCACUGGAUAUUUUUUCUUCAGAGCUGCAUUCGUCCAGGUUUUUGGUUCAUUCUGGACAAAAAAAGCAAUCAUACUCCCGACAACAACAACAUUGCCGCUGACGACAACGCCAAUGACAACGUCACCGCUGGUAACAACACCGAGAAUGAUGCAGACAAUGAUGCAAACAACGAUGCCGACAAUGACGCAGACAACCACACAGGCAACAACACCGUCUACGACGCAGGCAAUGAUGCAAACAACGACGCCAACAAUGACACAGACAACAACAACGACUCAGACAAUGAUGCAAACAACAACAUUGACACCAUCCAAGACACUUACGACACUGCAGAUGAUGAUGACAACAGCCACUACAACAACUACUGACACCACCACUACUGUAACAACUUGCCGUACAACGUUAGACGCAUCCACUGCACCACCAACCUCUGCAGUCAACAAUACGCAAACAGGUCUAACUGUAUUUACAACACCAAACCUACAGGCUACAGUCAAUACUACACAAACAGAUUCAACUACAAACACAACAAUAACAUCAAACACACAAUCACAGACUACAGUGACACCAUCAUACCUGUUGCAGUGUGUGCAGUAUUUGAGAAGUUGUGUGGCACUGUUGUUAUUCAGCAGACUUUGUUUUCUUGGAGGCUCUUCUCUUCUCAUGAUCAUCAAACCAGUUUCAAAGAUGCUCACCCAGAUUGCAUCCAUCAUUGAACUAAUAUUCAAAACUAUUGCUACUGUCCUUGUAUUAAUAAAAGCAGUUCAUUAUGACUGUGAGAAUGCUGGUUUGCAGUUUGUGUUUGCUGCUUUGACAGUGACUGCAAUGGUUACAGGCCUGAUGCACACCAUCACCGUUUUCCUUCACCGCGGACUAAGCCAUGAAUUAAGAACGUGUUGGAUUGGUUCUCUCAUAAUAGUUGACCUACUGAAUACACUCAUGACAUCCAUCUCAAUAUUUUAUGGGUUAUGGUGGUUUCAAGGACGCUGGUUGCUAAUAGUAAUGGCAGUUUAUGUUAUAUUAGAGUUCAUCCUUCACUUUGGAGCUGUUGUUUAUGAACGGAUGGAAAAACACAAGACAAGAAUGAGAGUGGAACAAAAUCGUCCUGUUCCAGACAACAGGAAAUCCCCAUGGUUCUUCAUAUUUGCCAUUUGUUUAGUGAUUUAUGUAAUGUUUACAGUUGCACUUAUUGUAGGAGUGGUCAGUUAG